Molecule: messenger RNA, 972 nt
Organism: Helicoverpa armigera (cotton bollworm)
Lineage: Eukaryota; Metazoa; Arthropoda; Insecta; Lepidoptera; Noctuidae
Gene: Ash3
Product: achaete-scute complex protein T3
Exons: 1
Coding region: 83-730 (215 amino acids)
Biological process (GO): regulation of transcription by RNA polymerase II; developmental process
Molecular function (GO): protein dimerization activity; DNA-binding transcription factor activity, RNA polymerase II-specific; RNA polymerase II transcription regulatory region sequence-specific DNA binding
Source: RefSeq, a predicted model, not a curated record
AACAUCGAAGCUCCCAAAAGUUCUCUAAAAUUUUAUCUGCCGCGUGCGCAUCUAACAUCGUACUUUACAAUCACCCGUCAAAAUGCUUCAAGGAAUUCAACACAAACUCUCCGAUUAUCACGUUGCUUACGCCAAAAGUGACGUUCCCAGAAUGGUGCCUAUUGCACCGGCUCCUGAUCGCAAAUAUUUGACCCUGGACCUGCAAACUGAUAAGAAGAAAUACAAUUACAAGAACACUGCGUAUACCGGGCCGCAAGCAGCUUCCAUUGCGAGGAGGAAUGCCCGGGAAAGGAAUCGUGUUAAACAAGUGAACGAUGGAUUCAAUGCCUUGAGGAAGAGACUGCCAGCUGCUGUCAUCGCUGCCUUAUCUGGCGGUGCUCGUCGUGGAUCUGGAAAGAAGCUGAGCAAAGUGGACACACUCAGAAUGGUCGUCGAAUACAUCAGGUACUUGCAAAACCUAAUCGACGAAAGCGAUGCAGCGAAUGGAGUUACAAGGACCGCGCAAGUGGAGUCCCAAGCGCCUUAUGAAGUAGAUGAAGGCGUUUUUGAUGGAAGUUCUCCGUAUUCUGACUCUGUGCCUUCACCAGCUGGUUCUGAGUGUUCUUCUGGAGUAUCGUCCGCGUACUCAGGUGGUUACAUCCCCAAUAACUACCAGCCUCAUGAAGAACAAGUGAGUCCUAUGGAUGAAGACGAUUUACUUGAUGCCAUUACGUGGUGGCAACACAAGUAGAUAACUACUACCUAGUGUAAAAAGUGCGGUGGUGUCUAGUCUUCAAAGUCAAUGAACUCUCAAUAAUUUAUUGCCUUUAUCGUAUAGAGAAAUAAUAGUUGUACGUAGAUAAUUCACUAGAUAAUGUAAAUUAUGUUGUUAUUGUUAUGGCUGUGAAUGUACAUUGUGUAUAGAUAUUCGAGUAAUGUUACUCGUUAUGUAAAUAAUAAUGUGUAUAAAAGAUUAUAAUAUAAAUGAAAAAU